AUGCCUUGCAUCGCGCCCACUGCACCCCGUUUGUCCGUCCCUCGGCUCGCUGCCAUGUCGCCCCUCGACUGUCGCCAUCAUCGCGGCGCCCUCUGCAAAGCCGCGCUCCCCUCGGCUGACGAGACGCAUUCGCCAGAUCGCGCGAUCGGCGUGUCAAGCUCUCCGCCAUGCCCGCUCCGCCACCACUCGCUUCCGCCGCUCGUCCUGCGUCGCCCAGCCCUGCCGGCCCCCGACUCCACCGCUCGCUCCUGCCCCGCGCCACCCCCCGCUUCCCCGCCGUCCCCCCCUGCUGCUGCCAUGGCGUGGAGGGUCACCACGACAGACUCAGCAGUGCCUUGGGGGCCGGCAGUGCCGUCGCACGCCACCAUGCACGCGCCUAGCGCAGGCUUACCGGGUUGCGCUGAGUGCGGUUCGCCUCAAGGCUGUGGGCGCGAGGCGUCGUGCGCCGCGUGCGGUGCAUGGCGACAGCGGCUGCUCGCGCUCCUGGCCUCCGCAACCGCGAGGGUCCCGGGGGAUGGAGAAGGCAAGGAGCAAGGGCCGGCGGUAGCGGCGCACGGACGACACGACGAGGUGCGGGUGCAGCUGGGGGAGGAGCAGCAGCGACAGUCGCUGGCGCCGCCGCAGGCAGCAGCGCUGGCGCCACUGCCGUGCGACCGGCCAUGCGUGAGCGGCGGUGCGUGUGGCGCACUUGGUGGCGACAGUACGUCGUGUGCGGCAGCGGGAGUGCGUGGGGGUGCGAUGCAGGGGCACACGGAUGGUGGCGUCGGGGACAAUGAACGGGACGGGCGAGGCCGUGCCAUGGGCAUGGCGGGUGUGCGCACAGGGGGCGAGGUGCACGGCACGCAUGGCGCGCUGCAGCAAGAGCAGCGAGCGCGAGUGCAGGGGAAGGAGGGAGCAGUUUCCGCAGGUCAUGAUGGAGCAUCCCGCAAGGCAGCGCCGUGUGGCAGCGCGCCCCCGCAGAGAGAGCGCGCAGGUGCAGCUGCGGAUGAGCCGCGGUCAGGCAGAGGCCACGAGUGGGCCGCUCCCAGCAUGAGCGUCGCACAGGCGCCACCACGGGUGCUCGCACAGCGGAGCACAGAUGCAAGGCCAGCAGCAGAGGCAGCAGGCGAGGAGAGCCCGCCGUGCCUGGUGCUGCCGGUGGGCGUCAGCCCUGAACUGCUGCUCGCGUCACCAAUACUGCCGCCCACUCAUCGCACUUUCUGCCUCGCCACAUCGCUGGCAUCGUGCCACGCGGCUACAAGAGCACCUUCCUUUCAGCAGCACACUCACGGGCAGCACCUGCGUGCAGCUGCGGCCUGUCCCUGUGCGCGCACCAGCGCCCCUUGCACCCACCACCAUGCUGCACGCCUGACCUCCCCAGUGCGCGUGCAUGACAGCAGGGGGGAGGAGGUGGAGACGAGCAGGAAGUGGGGGGGUGGUGGUGGGGCAUUCGGGGCGCAAGGCGCAGGAGUGGAAGAGGGCAGGGUGCAGGCGAUGCAAGAGGCGGCAUGUGGCGAUGGGAGAGCAGGGACUGAGAGUGCGGUGGGGGUGCCCACCCACGCUCAGGCUGCAAUGGAAGCACGCUGCAAGGAAGGGGCCACGGUGGCUGGAGGCAGGGGGCUGAAGCGUGCGCGGAGGGAGGAGCGAAGGGCAAAGGGAGAGGGCAAGGCGGGUGAUGGGAGAACAUCCAAGGCGUGCAGCAAGAGGCAUUGUGCGCCACUCGAGUUGGCGUCCCGCCCAUGCUCCAUUGCUGCUGCGGACGGGGGGCAGCAGCAAGAAGCAGUGGGGGAGAGGCAGGCGGAACAUGAGGGGAGUGAGGGGCAGGGUGGAGGCAAGGGUGAGAAAUUGGUGGUGCGUGUGACAUGUGAGGAGGAGGCGGUAGAGGAUGGGUACAGGUGGCGCAAGUACGGUCAGAAGGUUGUGCGAGGAAAUACGUACCCUCGGAGCUACUUCAAGUGCAGCCAUGCAGGAUGUGUGGUGCGCAAGCAUGUGGAGCGAUCGAGCCGCCCACCCUUUGAUGUGGUAAUUACAUAUGAGGGUCGGCACAACCACAACCUACCAGCAGCAAAGCCAGGGCACGUGUACAUGUGCUUUGAGGGGGACGGGGUGUUCACUGUGUCUGCUGUUCCUGCGAUAGGUGCUUCUGCAAGCAGGGCAGAGAACAGUGAAUAA
Molecule: messenger RNA, 2151 nt
Organism: Closterium sp. Naga37s-1
Lineage: Eukaryota; Viridiplantae; Streptophyta; Zygnematophyceae; Desmidiales; Closteriaceae
Source: the annotation of a GenBank genome assembly